AUGACUACAACGGAUAACUGGAAAGUUGAGUGGGACAAUGAACUUCGCCAGCUUCCAAACGUUGAGUCCAUAACAUGUUUAGAUUUACAACUAACAGAAAAUGUAUUUCUAAUAUGGCAGUUUUUAAAACUUUAUCUAUCUGCUAGCCCCCAAGUUAGAAGUAUCAUAGACUUCAUUGCAGUUAAAAAAGCUCAGAGCUUACAAUGGGGUGAUCAUAUUGAUAGUGUAAUGUCAAGUGGGCUUAGGAAAGGACAAGAAUUAUUUCAUGUAUUUUUGUCGAAUGGAAAAAAAAUUCAAACAACUUAUUCAAAAAAAAAAUUAUGUGAUAGAUUACAAUAUUAUCAUAUUAAGAAUUAUAUCAUUUUAGAAAAAAUAAAUACAGGUUCUGUGGGUCAAGUUCAUGUAGCCUUAGACAAAUCAACUGAUACCUUUGUUGCUGCGAAGGCCAUAGAUAAAUGCACAGUACAAGGUGAUAUUGGUUUAUUUGAAAAAUUAAAAGACGAAAUAAAAAUAUCAUGCAUGAUGAAUCACCCGAAUGUUGUUAAAACGUUGAAUAUUUUAGAGACUAAAGAUAAAAUUAUUCAAAUUAUGGAAUAUUGCGAUGCUGGAGAUUUAAUAUCAUACGUUCGAAAUAAACUCUAUUUAGACGAAGUAAGUGCUCAAUAUUUUUUUCGUAAAAUAGUCCAAGGGCUGAAAUAUAUGCACAAAAAUAAUAUUGCACAUAGAGAUUUAAAACCUGAAAAUAUAUUUUUAUGUAAAAUACAAAUAUCACAAAAAGAGAAGACUUUGAUUAGGGUUGGCAAAUUGCCCUCAUGCAUAGAGUAUGAUUUAAAGAUUGGAGAUUUUGGUGCAUGUUGUGUAAAUGAGAAAGAUAAACUACAUUAUGAUAUUGUAGGUACUUUAAGCUAUGCAGCACCUGAAGUAUUAAAUUGUAAUAAUAAAAAUGGAUAUAAGAGUGAGAAAGCUGAUAUAUGGAGUUUAGGCAUAAUAUUAUAUGCUAUGUUAUUUGGUUUACUUCCAUAUGAUAGUGAAGAUAAAGAUGUAAAAGAAGCAUAUAAUGAAAUUAUAAAAAAGAAAAUCGUAUUUCCUAAAAACCGUGUUAAUAAAUUUUCUACAAGUGUACGCAGUUUAUUAUUAGCUAUGUUAAAUAUUAAUCCACAAAAUAGGUUAUCACUUGAUGAAGUUAUAAAACAUGAAUGGCUAGCUGGAACAGCUAAAAGUAGAUUAGAAAUGUCUAACAUAAAUAAAAAAAUAAAUUUUCCCUUAUCCUCAACGGUUGGAUAUCCAAUAUAUUCAAAUAAGAAUAUUAUAGAUUAUAAUAUUUAUAAAAGGUUGGCAUUAAUAAAAAAUGAUCAUAAUAGUACUACUAACUCUUUAUAUAGUAAUUGUAACAGCACAACUAUUUCGAAUAGUAAUAUUACUAAUAUGAAUAAUAAUAUGAAUAAUAAUAUGAAUAGUAAUAUGAAUAGUAAUAUGUAUAAUAAUAUAAGUGCUAUCUUAAAUAUCAAUAAUUUAAGAGACAAAAAUAAUGUGGGGGGAACUACCUAUAAAUUAGAUAAUAUUUCUAACAGUGUAUAUAGUUUGCAUAAUAAUAAUAUUAAUAGUAAUAAUUUGAAGGAGGUAUUAUAUAAUCAUAUGAAAUAUUACCUUAAGGGUGAUAACAAAUAUAAUAAUACUCUAGGUGAACAUAAAAAUGAUUACAAUUUGGAAACAUUAUUGAAGAAAAGUGAAGAUGAAAUUGUUGGGGAUCCUAAUGUGAUAAAUAAAAAGAUAGGACAUUAUUUAACUGGAAAAAAUACAAAGGAGAUGAAUAUAAAUAAUAAGAUAGCUAAUUUUGUUAUAGGGAAUAAGAAUGGUAAUAAUAAUAUUAUUGCAGAAAAAAAUAUAAUGAUCAAUAUUGACAAUAAUAAUAAUAAUAAUAAUAAUAAUAAUAAUAAUAAUAAUAAUGGUUGUAUGCAAAUUAAAUAUAAUGAAAAUAAAAAGGAUGAAGAAUUAGUAAAUAAGAAUAAAAUACAUUCCAUAUGUUCUAGUAAUGAUCAUAUAUUGUAUGAUAUGAACAUGUUUCAAAAAAAUGAUAAUAGUAUACAUGAAAAUGUGAAUAUUAUUAGUAACAGUUCAAAUAAAGAAAUAUCUGGUUUACAAAACAAAUACGUAGAAAAAAUAUACUAUUUAAAAAAUAAUGAUAUGUAUUUAAAUGAUGAUUAUAUAAAAGAUAAAGCAAUAAAGAAUGUUGAAAAAUAUAAUAUUGUUAAUAAGGAUAAAAAUGGUAGUACAUAUAAAAUUAAGGAUUAUAUAAAUAACAAUACAGUGAAUAAAUCUAAAUGCAAUAUUAGGGCAGAUAAAUUUAAAAAUAUUAUAGCAUUAAAUAAUAAUAUUAUUUCAAAUGAUCAAAAUAGACAUUUAUAUAUAGAUAACAAAUUAUCUAUUAAUAAACAUAAUUAUAAUAAUCUACCAUAUUAUAAUUACUAUUAUUAUUAUUAUGAUGAUGAUGAUGAUCAAAAAAAGGAAUAUAAUAAAUAUAUAUAUAAAAAAAAAAAAAGUGGAACUAAUAAUAGUGAGCUUAUUUCAUAUAAUUCAAUUGUGUAUGAAAAGGGAAGUCCCCCUUAUUAUAAUAUAAAUAAUGCACCCAUAAGUUCUAUAAAAUAUGAUAUUAGUAGUAUAUAUAAUGGAAACAUUUCUCAUUAUGUAAAUAACUCCUCAUAUGAUAAAAAAAUAUGCUCAUCAUCUUAUAUAAAGGAUAACCAAAAUGAUGUUAACAAAAUGAAUAUUGAAAAAUCUACUAUAUUGAAUUGUUCUACUAAUGAAUUAUAUAAUGUAUAUAAAAAAGAGAUUUCAUCAGAAGAAAUUUUUGUAAAUAAUAAUGAUGAUCUUUUUGAUAUAAAUAAGGAUGCAAAUAAAUAUAAAUGUAAAUAUAAUUAUUCUGCAGUGAAUGAAAAGGAAAAUAAUAAUAAUAAUAAUAAUAUAAAUGUUGGUGAGUUAAAAAGUAAUUCUCCUAAUAAUUCAGAUAGCAAUAAUAUAUCAAGCACCAAACAUAUAACUGCAAAAGAAACAUAUAAUGAUAAUAUAAAGAAAACAAAGGAAGACUAUAUUAUUAUGAAGAUGAAUGUAAAUAAUCCAAAAUGUGAUAAUAAUUUUGAGCUAGCCAAAAUGAAUGAACAUAUUGAAAAAUGCAAUAAUAGCAAAUAUACAAAUAGUGAUAUUGAUAUAAAUGAAAAGGGAAAAAAUGCUACUGAUGUUGUUAGUAUGGACGAAAUGAAUAAUUUUAAUAAGAUUGAUGAUACUGAAGUAUGUAAAAAAAAAAUUUCAGAAUUGUCAAAUGACAAUGAAAAGUAUAGUAACAUUUAUGAGGAUAAGAAUAUACAUAUGCAUGUUAUAAAAGAAGAUUCAAAUAAUAAUAGUACAAUUAUAAGCACGAAUAAUAAUUAUUCAUACAAAUGUAUUGAUGAUGAUGUUAAGAGGGAAUGUAUUUAUUCUAUAGAUGAUAUAAAUGAUGCAUAUGUAAAUUCUUCAGUGUGUUCAUUAAAUGCAGACAAAAAUGAAAAUAGGGAGAAAAUUAUUGAAAAUAUUAAUUUUUUUGGAAUGGAUAAAAUAUAUAGUAUUGUUAAUCCAGAGAAAAAUGAAGAGAACAAGGAAGAUAUAAAUAUGGAGGACAUAAAAUAUAAUAUUAAUAUUAAUAGUAAUAUAAAUGAAGAUAUUAUAAAUUCAAAUAAUAUUUAUAAUACAGAUAAUGAGCAACAUUUUAUUGAUGACAAAAUAAUGAUGUCAAAUAUUAAUAGUAAUGAAAAUACAAAAAUGUGUGGUAAUAUUUUUCAACAUACAAAUAGUAAUAGUAUAUGUGAUAUAAAAGGAAAAGAAAAAAUAUAUAUUAUAAAUGUAGAUACACCAGAUGAAUGUAAUGAAAUAAAAUACGAUUUUUCUUAUAAUAAAAUUGAAGCACAUAAAGAUGCGGAUAAUAAUGAAAAAGAUAUUUAUGUAUAUAAAGAAGGUCAUAAUAAUGAUCAUAAUGAAUAUGAAAAAAUAUCACGAUUAAAUAUUAAAAAGUAUGAUAUAAAUCAAAACGAUAAUUAUAACAAUAAAACAAAAGAAGAAAAAAAUGAACAUAAGAUAGAAUCAAAUUUUACAAAACAUAAAAAGCUUAUAUUAGAUGAUGAAAAAAUAUUGUAUACAAGACAUGUGAAUAAUUAUAUGAAGUUAAUUCAAAAGGAUUAUAUAAAUGAAUAUAUAAAAAUAGAAAGGUCUAAUUAUUUUAAUAAAGAACAUAAUAAAAAAUAUAGUUCUUUGUAUGGAAAAAAUGAUAUAAUUAAUAAUAUCAAAAUUAAUGAUUGUAUUUGUGAUUCUAAAAAUAGUAUAUAUGACAGAUUGCAAGAUAUAAAUAAUAAUUCUGUAAAAAAUAUCUUUAAUGAGGAUAAAAAAAUAUACCAUGAAUUAUGUAACAAUAGUGUAUUACAUAAUAAUCUAUUUACUGAAAAUAAUCUUGAACCUUUUUCUUCAAAUAAACUUGAAUAUAACAAAAAAUUUAAAUGCCCCUAUAAUCAUUUAAUGAGAAAUUAUUCCUAUAGUGAAUAUCCUUUUGAUAUAACAAAUAAAAUAUCUACAUAUAUAAAUAAGGUUGACAUUAAUAAAGUUGAUUCGAAUGAAUCAUACUCAAACAAAAGCAUAAGAUAUAAAAAUAGGUAUACACAAAAAAAUGAACAUGUCAAUAUAUAUGAUGAUAUAAAAAAAUGUAGUUCUAAUAAUAAUAUUUUUUAUAUUGAUGAAGACGUGUCCUACUUAGACAUUACAAAUUUGAGUGAUAAAGAAAUUAAGAGCAAAAAUGAAAGAGAAAAAAAAAAUAAUAUAUUAAGUAAUAAAAAAUGUAUAUUAUCAAAUCCAAGUAAUAUACGUAUUGAAAAGAAAUAUAAAAAUUAUGAACACUUGGAUUAUAUUAACAAAAUUAAAAAGAAGCAAACCGAUGUGUUUUACCAAAACAAUUAUGUUUCUUUUAAGAGAUCAUUUAGUAUGUUACAUUUUAAAGGAAAUAUAAAAAAUGAUGUUAAUUAUUAUUAUGAUAAUAAAAAAGGAGAUAGGGCAGAGAAGGAUAUAUUAUUAUUAAAUCGUAUGAAUAAUUAUGUGAUAGAACAUAAGAAUAAAAUAAAUAUAUAUGAUAUAAAUCAAAAACAACAUUCUGAUUUAAAUUAUAUAAAUAAAAAUGGAAACAGCCUAAUAGAUAAUAUACCUAGUGUAACUAAAAAAUGUCAUAGUAGUGAUAUAUUUUUAAUAAGAGAUAAUAUAUUAAAUAAUUUAUCAAAUAAAGAAUUCAAAAAUAUUAUAGGAAGAAAUUUAUCAUUAUGCCAUAAAUUCCAUGUUAUAGAUACAAAUGAAGAUUUAAAUAAAAAAACAAAAAAUCAAAUUAUUAAUAAUAAUAUAAUAUGUGAUGAAAUUGAUAUUUCAAUUAAUAAAAACUGUAAAAUACCAACCAAAAAAUAUGUUAAUAAUAAAUGUGAACAAAAUCAAGUAUUUAAUGAUAAUGACAAAAAUAAUAAAGUCCAUAAUAUUGUAUCAGAUUUUAUAUUAAUUAGAGAAGAAAGCCUAAUGACCAAGAAAAACAAUAAAAGUUAUAAGAGUGAUAAAAAUGGUUGUAUAAACUCAAAUAUAAUAACAUAUAAUGAAAUGAAAAAAAAUAUAUAUAAGGAAGAUCAAAAUAUUAAUUGUGUCGUAAAGAAUAAAAUAUAUGAUAAAAUGAAUAAAAAUAAUAUGAAAAAAAUCAACUUGAAUAAAUUAAAUAUAUCUCAUAACACACAAAAUAAUAAUAAUAAUAAUAAUAUGAAUACAUAUGAUAAUUAUUUAAUCAAUAUAAAGGAUACAUUCGAUACAUAUUCAGUUACAGAAAAACCGUAUUGUCAACAAAAAAAUAUUAUUGAUAAAAAAGAAAUAUUGCAUUAUGAUCUUAUAUCAUCAAAUAAUUGGGAUAAUCAUCUACGUGAUUAUAUGUUACAUUCUUUAUCAAAAAAUCAUUAUACAUUUUUAAGAAAAAAUACCUUAUCAAAAGAUAUAGCUACGUUUAAUGAUAUCAAUAUAUCUAAUAAUAAAAAGCAUGAUACAACAAGUAAAAAUAAAAAUGAAAAAAAUAUUUCUGAAGAUACAAAAUUAAGUAAUGACUCGAUUUCAUAUAUAUCACACACAAAUAUUAAAUCUACAAAUGUUAAACAAAAUAAUGAUCGGAGUAAUCAUUUCCAAAAAAAAAAAAUAAAUGAGCAAUCAAAUACAUUUCAACCCAAAGUAAAGUGGUUAAAUAUUUUCACUCGUAAUUUUAAUAAGGACCAAUUAGGUACGAAAUAUAAAUGA
Molecule: messenger RNA, 6324 nt
Organism: Plasmodium gaboni
Lineage: Eukaryota; Apicomplexa; Aconoidasida; Haemosporida; Plasmodiidae
Product: putative serine/threonine protein kinase
Exons: 5
Coding region: 1-6324 (2107 amino acids)
Biological process (GO): intracellular signal transduction; protein phosphorylation
Cellular component (GO): cytoplasm
Molecular function (GO): protein serine/threonine kinase activity; ATP binding
Source: RefSeq, a predicted model, not a curated record